Messenger RNA from Lichtheimia ornata, 2112 nucleotides. RefSeq lists its product as uncharacterized. Bases 1 to 2112 code for a protein of 703 amino acids. Gene Ontology annotation, cellular component: fungal-type vacuole membrane. Gene Ontology annotation, molecular function: oligopeptide transmembrane transporter activity. NCBI's taxonomy places the organism in Eukaryota, Fungi, Mucoromycota, Mucoromycetes, Mucorales, Lichtheimiaceae. The transcript has 4 exons. The record is from RefSeq and is a predicted model, not a curated record.
AUGGAAGAAAAGAAGCUUGGUGUGGAAGAGAAAACGCUUGAUGUGGCGGAAGAAAAGAAACAUGAGCAGGAUAAUGAAAAGCAACAACAGAUUAAACUCGAGGUGAUGGAUCGAGAUGAGCCAUUAUUGCCUCGUGAAGAUGGUGAUAAAAUUGAGACGCACCAAUUUACAUGGCGAUCAUGUAUCAUUGGAUCCCUUCUUGGUUGCUUUGUUGCGGCUUCGAACACUUACCUUGGUCUCAAAGUGGGUUUUACCUUUGGUGCUGGUAUCUUUGGUGCUAUCUUUUCAUUUGCUAUUAUUCGUCCAUUGUCAACUCGUUUACCUGAAGCCUUGGGUGGUGGUUACUUUGGUCCCAAAGAAAAUGUCACGGCCCAAUCUGCUGCAACCACAGCUGGUGGUUUAUUCAGUGGCUUUAUUUCAGCUAUCCCGGCUCUCUACAAGCUUGGUUUGAUGACAACCCCACGACAAGACAUUGUUGCUUUAACGUUGUUCACCAUCUCGGCUGCAUUCUAUGGUCUAUUCUUUGCUAUACCGCUACGUCGUCAUUUUGUUGUCAAGCAGGACUUGACAUUCCCAACACCUCGUGCAGCAGCAACAACGAUCAUUUCCUUGCAUCGCUCUACCGACGGUGAGAAAAGUGGGUUCAAGAAAGCAAAGUGGAUGGCAAUCUGGUUCGUGAUUUCGUUUACGUGGGGCAUUAUUGCGUACUUUGUACCUUUCUUUGAUACAUUGCACAUUCUUUGGUGGAUCGGACAUGCGGCAGGAUACGGCAACAUGAUGGCGGCUGAUGCAACAUGGCUGUGGGUCCUCAAAUUUGAUUUCCCAUUUUAUGGUGCAGGGCUCAUGACUCCUGGAACAGUGGUGUUGCCGUUUUUGAUUGCGACUAUUAUUGUAUAUGGCAUCAUUGGACCAUACCUUGUAUCAAGCGGCUUCUUUGUCAAGGCAUAUGGGUUUGUGGAUAAUGGCGACACAGCACGUUCCUUCUUUUUGUGGCCUGGCAUUGCAAUGCUUGUGCUUGCAUCAUUUUCGGAACUAUUCGUGCGAUAUGAUAGUCUCUAUCGUGGUUUGCGUGGUGGUGUUUUGGAGCUUUUCAGCUUUCUCAAACGUGGCGUGAUGCAUGUGUAUCGAUUUAUCCGUGGACGACCUACCGAAUACUCGUUGCGACGACCCAAUUUGCACGAUGAUGAAAUCUAUGGCAUUGAUGAACUUGUGCCAGCUUGGUGGUGGAUGACAGGAUUGGUGUUGACAGUGAUCUUUACAUGCGCCAUCAUGGGUGAAUACUUUGGCAUGCCUGUAUACCAAACAAUUGUAUCGGUCAUUUUGGCAUUCAUAAUGUCCUUUGUUGGUAUUCAAGCUGCUGGCGAGACCGAUAUCAAUCCUACUGGAAGUUGUGCAAAGAUGUCUCAGCUCAUCUUUGCUGGUAUGCCUGGACCUGAUAUUUCCACGAUUCAAAAGAACAACCUCAUGGCCGGUAAUAUCACUGCCUCUGCUGCCUCACAAUCCGUUGACAUGGUUGGUGAUCUCAAGGCUGGUCAAAUUGUUGGCGCAUCUCCUCGAUCUCAAUUCCUUGCACAAGUUGUUGGCUCGUUUUUUGCUAUCGGUAUUGCACUUGGCUUGUUUAUUCUUUUCACAGAUGCUUAUCCUUGCAUUGUUGAUAUGGAUGUCAAUGCCGAAUGUGAAUUUGCUCUUAGUGGUGUAUGGGCUUGGAUGAGUGUCACACAGCUGGUUACUGGUGGUGCUUCUCUUUCCAAGACAUGCAUCAUUGUCACUUGUGCAUUGGCGGUUGUUGGUGUACUAGGCCCUGUUGUACGUGAUUUUGCUUGGCCCAAACGCUGGCGUAAGUACUUCCCAUCAUUCGCUGUCGUUGGUCUUGCUAUGGUUAAUUCAACACCCAAUGUUCCACUAUCCAUGUUUAUUGGCUGGUCUUCGGGUAAGAUUUGGAAGCGCUUCUUUCCAGAGCAUUACACAGACUACAUGUAUGCGGUCGCAGCAGGUUUGGUUGCUGGUCAAGGUGUUUCGGCUAUUCUCAAAGCGGUUUUCCAUUUGGCUAACGUCGAGGGUAAUGUCAUUGCUGUCACAUGCAUUGAUCAACUUUACGAAAACUGCCCCUGA